Molecule: messenger RNA, 2172 nt
Organism: Nannospalax galili (Upper Galilee mountains blind mole rat)
Lineage: Eukaryota; Metazoa; Chordata; Mammalia; Rodentia; Spalacidae
Gene: Gata6
Product: GATA binding protein 6
Exons: 7
Coding region: 273-2042 (589 amino acids)
Biological process (GO): cell fate commitment; negative regulation of transcription by RNA polymerase II; positive regulation of transcription by RNA polymerase II
Cellular component (GO): nucleus
Molecular function (GO): RNA polymerase II cis-regulatory region sequence-specific DNA binding; DNA-binding transcription factor activity, RNA polymerase II-specific; zinc ion binding
Source: RefSeq, a predicted model, not a curated record
CAGCCUGGCACCCUUCGGCGAGCGCUGUUUGUUUAGGGCUCGAUGAGUCCAAUCAGGAGCGCUGGCUGCAGUUUUCCGGCAGAGCAGUAAGAGGCGCCUCCUCUCUCCUUUUUAUUCUCCAGCUGCGCGGCGCAGACCCUGGACUCGCGCUCUCCCGCCGGCGCCCUCGGCUGGUCUCCGCGCCCGGGAGCACCCUCCACCGCGGCGGGUCUUCUUGCGCAGCGUUCGCCCGAGGAGCCAAAAAGUCAGCUUGGAGAGGCGCCGGACGGUGGAUGGCCUUGACUGACGGCGGCUGGUGCCUGCCUAAGCGUUUCGGGACCGCGGCUGCGGACGCGGGGGACUCCGGGGCCUUUGCAGCGCGAGAGUCCUCCUCGCCGCCUUCCCCCAUCUCUUCCUCGUCCUCCUCCUGCUCCCGGGGCGGGGACCGCGGUCCCUGCGGCGCCAGCAACUGCAGGACGCGGCAGCUCGACGCCGAGGCGGUGGCGGGACCCCCGGCCCGCUCUCUGUUGCUCAGCCCUUACGCCUCACAUCCUUUCGCGGCUCCCCACGGACCUUCGGCGCCCGGGGUCGCUGGCCCCGGGAGCGCCCUGUCUAGUUGGGAAGACCUGCUACUCUUCACUGACCUGGACCAGGCCGCGACCACCAGCAAGCUGCUGUGGUCCAGCCGGGGCGCCAAGCUGAGCCCCUUCGCACCGGAGCAGUCGGAGGAGAUGUACCAGACCCUCGCUGCCCUCUCCAGCCAGGGACCGGCCGCUUACGACGGCGCGCCCGGCGGCUUCGUGCACUCUGCGGCGGCUGCUGCUGCUGCGGCGGCGGCAGCCAGCUCCCCGGUCUACGUCCCCACCACCCGAGUGAGUUCCAUGUUCCCCGGCCUGCCGUAUCUGCAGGGGGCCGGCAGCGGGCCCAGCAACCACGCGGGCGGCGUGGGCACGCACACCGGCUGGCCGCAGGCCUCGGCCGACAGUCCGCCCUACGGCAGCGGAGGCGCAGCGGGCGGCGGCGGGGCGGCGGGCCCCGGCGGUGCAGGCUCAGCUGCGGCGCACACCUCGGCUCGCUUCCCCUACUCGCCCAGCCCGCCCAUGGCCAACGGCGCGGCGCGGGACCCCGGGGGCUACGCGGCUGCGGGUGGCACCGGAGCCGGCAGCGUGAGCGGCGGUGGCGGCAGCCUGGCGGCCAUGGGCAGCCGGGAGCAUCAGUACAGCUCUCUGUCCGCCGCUCGGCCGCUGAACGGGACGUACCACCACCACCAUCACCAUCACCCUACCUACUCGCCCUAUAUGGGCGCGCCGCUGACACCCGCCUGGCCAGCUGGACCCUUCGAAACGCCGGUGCUGCACAGCUUACAGAGUCGCGCCGGAGCCCCGAUCCCGGUGCCGCGGGGCCCCAGCGCAGACCUGCUGGAGGACCUGUCCGAGAGUCGCGAGUGCGUGAACUGCGGCUCCAUCCAGACGCCGCUCUGGCGGCGGGACGGCACCGGACACUACCUGUGCAACGCGUGCGGCCUCUACAGCAAGAUGAACGGCCUCAGCCGGCCCCUCAUCAAGCCGCAGAAGCGCGUGCCUUCAUCACGGCGGCUUGGACUGUCCUGUGCUAACUGUCACACCACAACCACCACCUUAUGGCGCAGAAAUGCUGAGGGUGAACCUGUGUGCAACGCUUGUGGACUCUACAUGAAACUCCAUGGGGUGCCUCGACCACUCGCUAUGAAGAAAGAAGGAAUUCAAACUAGGAAACGAAAACCUAAAAACAUAAAUAAGUCAAAGACUUGCUCUGGUAACAGCAAUAACUCUGUUCCUAUGACUCCAACUUCCUCCUCCAACUCAGACGACUGCACCAAAAACACUUCUCCUUCUACACAACCAACAGCCUCAGGGGCGGGUGCCCCGGUGAUGUCUGCAGCAGGAGAAGCCACCAACCCUGAGAACAGUGAGCUCAAGUAUUCCGGUCAAGAUGGGCUCUACAUAGGCGUCAGUCUGUCUUCUCCUGCCGAAGUCACAUCCUCUGUGCGACAGGAUUCUUGGUGUGCUCUGGCCCUUGCCUGAGCUGGUGCUGCCGGGAGGCAGGGAAGGCUCUAAGGGCCUCACACAACUGAUUUUGUCCAGCAAUCCAUACGGUGGCAACGAUGCAGACAGAACAUUCCUCCAAUGUGUGAUUUCUGUGCCUUUGUUUUAA